GUAGUUUGCGUCGCUUGCAUUGUGCAGUAGUUACUUUAAAAAAGGUCUCUCUUUUUUCUUCUCUGUACUUGUUCGAUGUACAUUGGUCCCUAAAAAGAGGUGAAUAUCGCGGUGACCCCUCAAUUUCCCGGUAUGUGCGAAAUCACGAUUUAGGUAGACCCCUAUUGAUAGGAAAUAGUAUAACGGCCCUUGCAUGUGGAGGCCAGCCGACUUGAAUUAGGUGAACCCAGUGUGGCGUUCCCUGUAUAUUAUUAGUUCAUCGGGUUGCCUGUUUUCGUUUUUAAGCAACUGGACCUAACCUUGUCGUGCUCUUGCUUUUUUCCAUAAUUGUCUCCCAUUUAACAUAACAAUUCAUUCUGACUAAUCCUUUCUAAACAAGACAGAUGCACAAUGGCUGUUUUGUUACUUGGACACAGGAGAUUUAGUCUGCUUCGUUGUUUGUUUUUAAAUAAUUGAUCCUAAUUAAGGUUAUUUUUCCACUGUCUGCGGACUGACAUGCGGAAAGAUUGGAAACCCUAGCACUGGAUCCUUGGUAAACCUGACAUUUGAUCAAUUAAUCGGACCACUUGGGGAUUUCUGUUUCACUUUGAAUACAUGUUUCAUUAGAAGGAACCUGUAAACCUCAAUGCUUGAACUGAAGCAGAGUUGCCAGUAUCUUGAUUUCAAGGCUGAAGUGCCUGGGGCAGAAGUUCUCAAAGUGUAGGUCGAGACACAGACCUGCGUGAGCGGUAUCUAUCUAGCUAUCUAAUCAAUAAAAUACCACUUGUUUGAGACUUCACCCUUGUAUUGUACGUUUUAUACACUAACUAAACUAUUAAAAUCUAUGUCCAGCGUAGUGGUUUCCACGCAUUUGCUAGUUUACGUAAUGCUGCAUGUGUGUUUUAAUCCAGAACACUGAGUAUUUUGUUCUAAAUUCGUAACAAAGCAUCCAUUGCAUAAACAAAACAUCAGUUCUUACCUUGAAUGUUUUUAAGGACAAUCAGAUUAAGAUGUGUAGAUAAAAACCCCGUAAAAUCUUAUUUUUUUUUCAGAGUAAUUCUUUAUUGGUUUACUACGUGUCAGCACAGCACUUCCCUGAACAAUACAACCCAAAGAAUGCACGAUGAAGCUGUCAAACACGUUUGAACUGAUUACAUUCAACAGUGUAAAGAAAUAGUCCAAAAGAUACGACUCCAGAAUUUCCCACACUUUUAUGGGAUACAGGGUUUCCUUGCUUUUCCCAGAAUCCACGAGGCAGGAGACCUGAAUAAAAUAAUUUUAUUUGGAAACCAAUAAAAACAGGAGCCAAUGUAUUUACAUAUGAUGGUGCACGUACUUUCAAAACACUCAUAGCCACUGUUCAGGUAAAAUAACAGUCAUACCAAUUCUAAAACAGCAGAGUGCAUUCAAAUAUCGCUUAAAGGGUAUACCCCCAGGUUCCUUCCUGUAAGAAAAGUUUCAUUAAAGACACUAACAGAUUCACCGCUGUGCAAAAUCAUACAUGUAAAAUUGGACAAUAGAGAACACAUAUAAGACAACUCCCAGGCAGAGAAUUUACGAUAAAAACACAACACAUGGAAACGUCAGCAUGCAGAUAUUUAAAAUCAACUUUGGUAUAGUACCAAUCAUCUAAUUUUUGACCGUGUCGUAAUUACGCCGACAAGAUUAGACAGACCUCCGAAACACUGAAUGCGCAGUAGCGUUGCACACAAUCGCCGCGUCAGAUGCAGGGCUGCAGGACUCCUAGAGUUCCCUUGUGCUGAACUGUGAUUCUCUCUGCUCCCUGUGGGAGAGACGGCGUGAGCUCAUGUGGGCGUCUCAUGUACCUGAAACAAAGGGAGAAGAGAAACACAAUAUGGGACAGCUGUCAUUCAUUUGGAUUGCCAUUACCAAUUUAGAAACGGCGGGAGAGGAACGCAUCUUGAUCUAACAGACCAAGCGUGCAAUUAAACUCCUCAGCGAUAACUAAGGGUUUCUGUUAAUCCACAUUCUGCCAGUUGCAUCUAAAAUGACUCUAUCUCAUAAAUGACACAAACUGUAAUAAAUUGCUGUGUUACUUUGUAACUGCAAUGGAUUCCUGGUUCAAACCAAGGAUGAUCCUGAUUGCUCAUAUCGUACUCCUUAGCGCUGCCCUAGUGGGCGCCUCCAAAAUCUGCCCCAACCUAUGCCUCUGCUAUGACUAUUCUGACUUGGUGGAUUGCCGGGGGCACGACUUCACCCAGGUGCCCAGAAACUUGCCCCCUGGCACCUGGCUCCUGGAUUUGGCCGGCAACAACCUUUCAAAGCUGCAGAGCCUCUCAUUUGUAGGCCUGUGGUCUCUGAGAAUCCUGGUGCUGUCCGAUAGCCAAAUCCGAGUGAUGGAGCCCCAUGCCUUCUCCUCGCUUAGCUUCCUGGAAAAGCUGGACCUGAGCCGAAACAGCCUUCAACGCCUUUCCUCUGGUUUUUCCGAAAGCCUGUCUUCUCUCCGGGAGCUACGUCUGGGCGACAACAAUCUAGAGAGCCUGGGCUUCCAGAGCCUGGAAAAGCUGGAGAACUUGGAGAAGCUGGAUCUGAGCAACAAUCGCAUCCGUGCUGUGGAGCCUGGGACUUUCAGGACCUUGACCCGCCUGCGCUAUCUCAACCUCCAAGGGAACCAGCUGGAAAUCCUCCGGGACAGGACUCUAGCCAUGCUCCAAAGCCUGGAGGUCCUCCUUCUUGGCCAGAACAACAUCUCCACCAUUGAGACAGAUGCCUUCACCUCUCUGCACAGCCUCUCCUUGCUGGGUUUGGAGGAAAACCAGCUGAUCCAUCUCAAGUUCAAGACCUACCUGAGCCUACACACCCCAGGCACCCACCUCCAGCUGGCUGGCAACCCAUGGGUUUGCAACUGUGACCUCCACAGAGUCUUCAGCAAGAUCUCGAGUGUCCGUCACCUCCACGUGGACGACUAUAUGAACAUCACCUGCGCCUGGCCCUCGCAGCUGGCUGGACAUCCACUGGCCUGGGUGGACACUCAGCUUUGUGUGGCUGAGACUGUCACUGUACUGGUCAUUACCGGCACUGUGCUGGUGACCGUGAUCGGUGCCAUCGUCAUGGCUGAAAAGAACCGCAAGAAAAACCACAGCUGGAACGAGGAGGAGGGAUCUGGUGAACCGCAAGAGAAAUAAUGGAUUCCGAAACCAAGAAUGAGUAUGCACUGUAUACUGAUAGAAGCAAUGGAUACCAUAAGUGUAUGUAAUAUUUUGUGUAUGUGGUGCAUCUGCGUCUGAAAUCCUCCACUUCCGAUACUGCAACACUUUAUUUCUCUGUAAACCUGAUGCACUGGGAGGGAGAUGUACAUGACAUUGAAUUGAUGUUGCUGCUUUCCUCUGGACAGAGCUGCAUUUAAAAAGAUGUUAAUGAAACACCAUCCACCUCAUGGUAUCAGACUCUUGAUGUUCUUCACUUAAAGACAAGGCAACAUUUAUUCAGGGUGCCACUUUAGUAUGAUGAUGGAGCUGUCUGUCUUUAAUAGCCUGGCAUACAAUACCCUAAAGACAUUUAAUCUGCUGGAGGACUCUGUUUAAAAUCAAACGGCUGUGGUCAUCACCCAAGCCACUGACUGGCAGGUACUCUUGAUGCUCUAGAAGGAAUUGGGUAUUAUAUGCCUUGCAUAUAGCAGCCAUGCCCUCCUGAACACAGCAGAUGGACCUAUCAUGACCUGGCAUGAUAAUAAAGCAUUCCAAUGGACUUUCAAGAUUACCAUGAAUUCCUGUUUUACUAUUUAAAAAAAAAUCACUGCUACACCAUUCUAUACAGUAGGACUCCCAAUUUAUUACCAUUGUGCUCUAACUGUACUAAGAUAUACUAUGGUUUAUAUACAAGACUUUACGAUUACUUGAAAUUAAGUUGGUAUUUAUUUUAGUGUGGCAAUACACCAGCAUCAUUUGAUACCAGUUUGUGUCUUUGUUGCUGCUUGUUCAAUAAAUC
Molecule: messenger RNA, 3927 nt
Organism: Polyodon spathula (Mississippi paddlefish)
Lineage: Eukaryota; Metazoa; Chordata; Actinopteri; Acipenseriformes; Polyodontidae
Product: slit homolog 2 protein-like
Exons: 2
Coding region: 2049-3125 (358 amino acids)
Molecular function (GO): protein binding
Source: RefSeq, a predicted model, not a curated record